AUGUCUGGUCCGUUAAACCUGAAGCCGUUGGGCCAUGUGGCUCCACUGCGUACCAUCGGCACCUCUAAUGCCAAGCAGCAUGCCACCAGAUCCGGGUGUUUCCCGCCUUCUAAAUCAUAUAUUCGGCCAUCUCCAUUCGCCCCAAAUGUACAGAUAAUGAAUUUCGGUCUGGCUGAUAUAAACAAUUAUGUUCUUCCGGGGGGGAUCCCUGUUGGCUCGAUCUUUGGGAUUUUCUCUCCCAAUCCAUGGUUAGAUCUGCCUCCUUCACAUGAAUUAAAACCAAUCAAUGAGGUGGAUACCAGUGCAUUUCAUAUUUCGAAUCUUAUCGCAAUUGCUUUCGCUGCCCGUGGGGUUCUAAUUGAAAACUCAGCCCUACUAGUUAUAACGGGUCUCCAUUCGCCAAAAGGAGCUCAGGCAUCUUCGAUCUCAACAUGCUUUUCAUUAUGGCCGUCGCUUUGCUCACAGAAAGUGAUUGAAGAAACAAUAAUUGAAGAAAAAUCGAUUCCCAUGAAAAUAGCCUGGAGAUAUAACACCUUUAGGUCUGGUAAUCAAACGCCCACUCAUACACAUUUGUCUUCUGGCGAUUUAAACAAAGAAGCUGGCCCCUCUUUGGAUUGGACCUCCUCUAUAAAUUGCGACAAGCAUCUCCUCCAAAAGGUGAAGGACACGAUGCACGUGAUUUCGCUGGCAAAAUCUGAAACCCUUAAUGAAGUGAGGCUAUUAAUUGAUAAUUUCUUCACAUUGCUUUCAGAACAUCCUUUUAAAACAGCGCGCAUUAUAAUAGAAGAUCCGUUUAGCAUUUAUUCGAAAUUCUCAACCCCAGAACAAUUUGCUCCAACAUUAAGCCACAUAAAAGGCUAUAAAGGAAUUCCCAUGUCCACGACUUUCAUUUCUCCAAAGCAAUACGAGACUAAUGAAUAUCUUACUCGAGCGCUUGAUGGCUAUGUAGAACUCACAAGCUGUCCCAAAGAGCUUCUUCCAAAAAAAUCAAUUCCCUCUUCGGCCAACGCUCUUAUGAGAUGGAAGAAGCCGUUAAAGCUCCCCAAUUCCACAUAUUGGUCACCGCCAAUAUCCAUAGGUGGCGUGUGGCAAGUCUCAUUAAGUAGGAGAAAAGCGAUCGCAUUGGUUCCAGUUUCGCUGCCCGUUGCUGAUGAGGAUGACGGUAAUAGUGAGCAUUCCUUGUCCUGUUCUUCAAGUACAACAAAUUGGUAG
This is a messenger RNA of Mitosporidium daphniae, 1212 nucleotides long. RefSeq lists its product as uncharacterized. Gene Ontology annotation, biological process: tRNA wobble uridine modification. Gene Ontology annotation, cellular component: elongator holoenzyme complex. The coding region runs from base 1 to 1212 and encodes 403 amino acids. The transcript has a single exon. Lineage: Eukaryota; Fungi; Microsporidia. The record is from RefSeq and is a predicted model, not a curated record.